CAACGCCUCGUGACACAAAAACAAGUGUAAUUCACAGACAUAACGCAGGCCCCGCCCAUCACGGCGCACAAUAUAGACGUCACGACGGUAAACAAGAGCAUGUCGCGCAGACUGAAUCAGCCCAGAGAAAUGAACGGCCAGGCGGACGUGGAGGUCGACUACAAACGGAAAUACAAAAACCUGAAGAGGAAAUUAAAAUUUCUAGUUUAUGAACAGGAAUGUUUUCAGGAAGAGCUGAGGAGAGCUCAGAGAAAACUUCUGAAAGUCUCCAGAGACAAGAGUUUCCUCCUGGACCGACUGUUACAGUAUGAGAGGAUCGAUGAAGACUCCACAGACUCCGAUGCCACAGUUUCCUCAGAGAACAGUGAGGCUGAAGGUCCCAGGGAACGAGAGAGAGAUGUGGCAAAAAAGCGAAGAAGCAGCCCUGGAGCGUGUCUCCCUUCUUCUUCCUCCCCUCAUCUCUCCCUGCUGUCCCGUCCCAGUGUCCCCCCCCUGCAGUCCUCAGGCUCUGGACCGUACCUCAACACUAUGCCCUUCCCACCGGAGUAUUUGGCCCCGGCUGAACGAUUGAAGAAAGAAAGAAAAACAAAGGCACCAAAAAACAAGAAGGAGCCUUCAGGGAAGGUUGUUGCCUCAAUGGCAGCAAAUUACCCAUCUGCCCCGGUGGCUCCAGCAUCAGCCAGCAGCCCCUUCAGCUGGGUUCCCAGACAGAUGCUGAGUGGAGACGCAGCGGAAGAGGACGGAGAGAGUGAUUUAGACAGUGACCGAGGGGACGAAGACCAGGGGGAGGGGGACGAGGCCGAGCUCGUCAUCGACAUUCCUAAUGAAUGAGCCUGUGUCUGUCCAUGAAGCAAGAGACUCUCUAUGUGACUGGAGUUCACAACACCCCCCUGGUGGUCAAUUGUUUCAUAGCAGGUCUGGUCCCAUCAUCAUUCUUGACUUAUACUUGGAUUUAAGAAAUGAAAUGAUGUCAAAACUACGUUAGUUUUGACAUAAUUUCAAAACUAACGUAGUAUUUAAGCACUGAACGGCUGAGACACGUACGUACGUCUGUCUGUACGUCUACUGCCACAGUGACGUCAAGAAGUCAUGAAGUUCACACUCAUCAUUUCUGUGUAAAACCAUGAACAACAAGGUGUGACUGUGUAUUUUUCUGUGUAAAUAUGAAUGAAUGAAUGAAUGAACUGUUGAAAUAUCUUGACCUUUGUCCGACACCAUUAUUAUGACUCUUCUUAAGUAAACAAUUAUUUUUUUAAAUUUAAA
This is a messenger RNA of Cynoglossus semilaevis (tongue sole), 1263 nucleotides long. RefSeq names its product INO80 complex subunit E (gene ino80e). The record is from RefSeq and is a predicted model, not a curated record. Gene Ontology annotation, cellular component: nucleus; Ino80 complex. NCBI's taxonomy places the organism in Eukaryota, Metazoa, Chordata, Actinopteri, Pleuronectiformes, Cynoglossidae. Gene Ontology annotation, biological process: chromatin remodeling.